CAUUUGAUAAGUAGUUCUCUUUUACAGAUUAACAUUAGUGAAAGAAAAUAUGUCUCUUCUCGUGGCUAGGAUUUUGACAUUAGUUUUAUUGCUGAUUGGAACUUUCAUUUGUGGAAUAGUUCCUAUUAUUCUGGUGAAACGGCUAAAGCAAAGAAAAGCAACGAAUACCGCAUCUCGAGGAGACCAGGCCACGGCAGCUCCUCCGUUACUCCUAUUUUGCUGUGUUUUGGUGGGGGAGUUUUGUUUUCGACGUGCUUUGUUCACUUGAUGCCAGAAGUUCGAGCAAGCUUUGAACGUUAUUGGUUACAACUGAAAGAUGACAUCGGUGGUUAUCGUUUCCCUAUCCCUGAAUUAAUUGUGUGUUUCGGUUUUAUAUCAGUUUAUAUUAUAGAAGAGGUAUUGAAUGCAGUCUUGGGGAGUGGUAGACAGAGAACAGAAAGUAUAAGUAUUCACAGUUCAGCGUUAUUCAAUUCUGGUAAUACCCGUGAAGGACAUGACAAAAGUGCAACUUACGGUAGCACAACUAUUAAACACACUCCUUCCAAUGAUCUUCAUGAUGCUUCACCUGUAUCUUCAAAAUUUUCAAUUCGAGGUAUGAUAAUUAUCUGCGCAUUGUCAUUUCACUCGAUCUUUGAAGGAUUUGCUGUAGGACUUCAAGAAAAUGAGAAAGAAACAUGGACUUUGUUCUUUGCUGUGGCAGUGCACAAGUUUGUAAUUGCCUUUGUAGUAGGAUUAGAGGUGUAUUCGCAAAGCACCUAUGCAAUUGCAGUAAUAAUCUACAUGGCAAUAUUUGCAGUUAUGUCCCCAUUGGGCAUGUUUAUUGCUAUGGUGACUGAAAGCUCUUUGGAAGGUUCAGCUGAUCUAGCUGUGGGUACUUUGAAUGGUUUAGCAACAGGAACUUUAGUGUAUGUCACAUUUUUUGAGGUUCUUCAAAGGCAGAAAUAUUCCAACCUCUCAGGUUUGCUUCAGUUAUUUGCAAUGCUUGUUGGUUUUGGUUUAAUGAUUAUAGUGCAAUGGCUGACAGAUCAGUAACUCUAAUUAUUAAAGAAGCAAUUACAAAUUUACUUUAUACAGAGGUUGGGUACGUUAUAUUAAAACGAUUGAGUCUAUAUCGCCAUGUCCAUUUAUGAUCUAUCUGAUGACCGUGCGUCUUGAUAAUAGCUCUGCACUGUAUUUCUUUUAUUACAAAACGAUCCGUAGUAACUAUCAUGUUUAAAGAAUACAUCCUCUAACCUGCAUGUCUUUCAUAAACUAUCUAGUGUACAAAGACAUUGGCUUCGUAGUGCCUAUUUAAAUGUUCCCUUUGCACAGAAAUCCAUAGGCGCUACAUCCUAUGGCUUGAUGGUAUGCCUUCGUUAUGGAACACUAUAGAUAUCCAUUUCAUUUUCCAGUAGCUUGAGGUAUGCGAUGGUUGAACAGAUAUGAUGUGAAGAAGCUUGUACAUAUGCGAAAUGUCGCUUUUCCAGACAAAAGUCCUUUAUGAUUAUGUUGCGCGCUGUUGUCUGGGGCACGUGAACAUUUUACCACUGCCCAUUGUAUUCGUGGAUUCUCACAUUUUAAAAGAUGCCGCACUUUGCUAACAACGCUAGGAUACGACUUGUUUAGGUCUCUUUCUGGAUCAUUCUUAUUUUCUGAGUUGACUCAUAUUCAUUUGUAGUUGUUACCUGACAUGCCAAUUUUUAUAUUCAAAAUCGUUUUGAUAUCAUGUAAUCAAUACUUUCCAUUAUAAUUAAUAAAUCAAGAUGGCUAAUUACCAGAGUUAUUGAAAA
Molecule: messenger RNA, 1769 nt
Organism: Limulus polyphemus (Atlantic horseshoe crab)
Lineage: Eukaryota; Metazoa; Arthropoda; Merostomata; Xiphosura; Limulidae
Product: zinc transporter ZIP1-like
Exons: 1
Coding region: 268-1032 (254 amino acids)
Biological process (GO): zinc ion transmembrane transport
Cellular component (GO): plasma membrane
Molecular function (GO): zinc ion transmembrane transporter activity
Source: RefSeq, a predicted model, not a curated record